AUACUGCAGUAUUAGGCGCUGGAUGUCAAAUGGGAAGCUGGUUUGGGCCAGCUGGGAAAGGACAAGGUGCCGAGGUUCUGGGACUGCUGGUAUGGACACUUAUUGCUGGAACCGAAUACUUCCGGGUCCCUGCUUUCGGCUGGGUCAUGUUUGUAGCCGUAUUUUACUGGGUCCUCACCGUUUUCUUCCUCGUCAUCUACAUAACAAUGACCUACACCAGGAUCCCUCAGGUGCCCUGGACAACAGUGGGCCUGUGCUUUAAUGGCAGUGCCUUCGUCCUGUACCUCUCGGCCGCUGUGGUGGACGCAUCUUCUGUCUCCCCAGAGAGGGACAGCCACAACUUCAACAGUUGGGCGGCCUCGUCGUUCUUCGCCUUCCUGGUCACCAUCUGCUAUGCUGGGAACACAUAUUUCAGCUUUAUAGCUUGGAGAUCCAGGACCAUCCAGUGAUUUGCCAUUUUGAGAAUGAAAAGGGAGGGGGAAAACACAAAGAAUUGCCUUGUAAAAACGAAAACAAAAACCCCCCAACAAACUGUGGGUAUGAUGUAUAUUUCCAGAGACUUGUAUUUAACUAAUGGUUUUGUAUACUUAGUUAAAUUUGCUCGCAGUGGUUUGUUACCAUUAAACUGGACACUUCCUUGCAAAUCCCUGUAGCUUAUAAUGAACUCUGAAAUAUCUUGCAGGUGUCUUCAUAGACCUUAUUUUCUUAGACAACGUAUAAAUAGAUAAGUUGCUCCUCUUAAGACUGUGUCAAGUUUGUAAACCUAACUCUUCUAAUGCCAGAAUCUUUUCUGAUUAAAUGUUUCAAAAUCCCCGG
This is a messenger RNA of Suricata suricatta (meerkat), 816 nucleotides long. RefSeq names its product CKLF like MARVEL transmembrane domain containing 8 (gene CMTM8). The transcript has 4 exons. Gene Ontology annotation, cellular component: membrane. Gene Ontology annotation, biological process: myelination. Gene Ontology annotation, molecular function: structural constituent of myelin sheath. The record is from RefSeq and is a predicted model, not a curated record. NCBI's taxonomy places the organism in Eukaryota, Metazoa, Chordata, Mammalia, Carnivora, Herpestidae. Bases 30 to 449 code for a protein of 139 amino acids.